AUGCUGAACAAAUGGGUGGGACCACACCAGCUCCCCGCGGGUGUACAGGGGGAUGAUUACAUGCAAAAUAGCACUGGAUCCCCUCCUCCAUCACCAUCACUCGCCACCCCAGUGCAUGUCUCUCUUUCCUUCCACAACCACAAGCUCACAAUGAAUCUACUUGCCCUUAUUGAUGUUGCCACUCGUGGCAUUCUAAGGAUCAUCCUAUCAGUCCUCUUCCUUUAUAUCCUAUCUGUCAAGACAGAGUGGAGAGUCUUUCGAAAUCGGCUCCAUCGUAGUUCUCUGUAUUCGCCGUCACACUGCCUUUCUCCUCCUCUGAAGGAGCCUCACUACUUGCCAAAAUCCAUCCACAGAAAAGUGAGAAUGGAUACCAGCACGCGGAACCCAGCCUUUCGCGUUGCCUUUAGCCGUGCCAAAGCAGAGUGUUUAGAUGGAGAUCACGUCUAUAUGGACAGGGCUCCAUUCUGGCUGGUGAACAUUCUUGUCAUACCAGCAGUGAUGGUUCAGGCUUGCUCCUGCAUGAUUUGGUGGUCCAUUCGCCACUUCUUGCAUCGAAACUGUUGGAUAUCCAUUGUUCCACAUGAUCCUUCUAUUACUGCAGCCAGGAUUGUGAUGGACUCCUCAAUGGUUCUCAAUUUUUCUCACAUGGAAACACAUCCAGACAGCCCCAAUCUCAAGCUGGCAACGUUUGUCUUCCCUGAUAUGAUGCUCAUCAAUCACCAUUCCAAAUGGACUAUGACAUUGAGGCUUCAACUUGUGUUGGACAAGAUUGGCGGGAAUCCCCCUCAAAUCUACCAGGCAUGGCUUGAUGACAGCCCCGUCACUCACAGUCAAGUGUGUACUCUUUUGUCAUUUGCUAUUGUCACCUGCCACAUUCGUCUUCAUGCCUAUGCCAACUGGGCUGUGAAUAUGGAAUCAUCUUCUGGUAUGGGAUUCUGGGAUACCUUGGACAGUGCCAUUACAAUAAUGUACAAUCAUCUUGGCUAUGGCCAGACUCACCGGUACUUUUGGCUGUACAAAUGGCUGGGUGUUAUGGCACGGGAACAAGACCCACUUCUAUUCCAACAGGCUUUGGAUCACAAUUGUGCCAUGGGAGUACCUCACCAUCACAAUGUGAAAGAACUUGCACCAUAUGGCCGCGUCAUCAAGUUUAUAGUGAAGCUGCGCCCCAUCUUCUUGAAGAACUUUGUUUACUACCAGCGCAAUUCCAAUAUGUUUCCCGGCAUUGAUGGAGAAGCCCUCUUUGUACGCACCUUCAUACAUUCAUUGGACCACACUUUCUUUGAGCAGAUUAUUGGUGACGUGUUGUGGUUGGACAGCAAUGACACUGAGUUUGGAGCCAUGGCGGAUAUGGCCAAGUUUGCCCGUUGCUGCUACAUGGAGGACCUGCAUUUGCUUCCUUUCUCUCCCAAGAUGAAGGAUCGAAAGAGCAAUCCUUUCUAUCACAGCGUCUACAAUGCCGCCCACAAGGUUGAUCCAGAGCUGGCUGAUUACAUUGACACCACCAUUGUAAAAUAA
Seminavis robusta is the source of this 1518-nucleotide messenger RNA. NCBI's taxonomy places the organism in Eukaryota, Bacillariophyta, Bacillariophyceae, Naviculales, Naviculaceae. The record is from the annotation of a GenBank genome assembly.